This is a messenger RNA of Linum trigynum, 3357 nucleotides long. Lineage: Eukaryota; Viridiplantae; Streptophyta; Magnoliopsida; Malpighiales; Linaceae. The record is from the annotation of a GenBank genome assembly.
AUGCAUGUCCCCGGGGAUCUAGGGUUUUCCAGCCUGGUCCUUGCGGCGGUGUGCCUCGCUUUCCCGGUUGUUAUCCUUCUAAUACAUCGCAAAUGGCGGCUUGCCGUCGCCAGGAACGAGGAGAUCAAUAGGCUCCUGGUGUUGGCGUCCGAGGAAGCUGUUAGAGCUGAGCUCGAGGCUACGGUUUCUUACAGUCCCGUCCCGGUGUCCCGGAAUGUGUACCAGUGCUUUGUUUGUUAUUCCCCAACCACUACGCGAUGUGCCCAGUGUAAAGCCGUCAGAUAUUGUUCUGGAAAAUGUCAAAUCAUCCACUGGCGGCAGGGUCAUAGGGAUGAGUGUCGUCCUCCGUCCAUCUUGAAUGAUGAUAUAACAAGUUUCAAGGUGGAGGUAGCAGAGCAAAUUGAGCCUCAUACUUAUGAUGCCAGAUGGGAGAAUGCACCAAGUGAUACAUCAUCCACUGAGCAUGCUUCUUCUGAUUCUGGUUCGUCUCCCGAUGUUGCACAUAGAAGGGAAGAAGAUACUAGAGUUGAUUUCAUAUCAGAUGCAAUGGGGGUGGAUUCGACAUCCGAAUCGUCAGGUACAUUCUUUUCAGGAUUUUCUAGUCCUGCUACAAGUAGAGAAUCGUCUGAUGAGGCUUCUGUAAGUGAAAGCAUCAGUUCAAAUGAUCAUGAGAGUCCAGAUAGACAAACAACCACUGAUUGUGCACCUGGCAUUCUUUGUUCUGGCUUGAGCAAAGGGGAUCGGCCCGAGCCGUUGUCUCCAAAAUUCGCUAAGUUGGCUGAUGCCACUGAUAAUGUUAAAAACAUGGUUAAUUCAGAUGGCAUCAAACUGUAUGGUGAAAAGCCUUCGAAUUUUUAUGUGUCUUCUAGUUCUUCGAGUCCCAGCAUCAACGCUACAUUUUCUAAAACCAACCCUGUUAAGAUUGCUUCUGAUUUUUGGUGUGGCGCUUCAGAGUCUGUCGUGGCCACUGUGGUGGAAGAUGAUAGUGCUAAAUCCAGUUCUGCUAGAGCUGUGAAGACUAAGGUAUCUGAUUCUGAUAAAAACCGUCACUUCAAGUACAACAUGGGCAGAACUGAUGCUCUUUCCUCUAAUAAACAACGGCCAGAGGGGAAAAAACUUAUAUCUGAUGAGGAACCCAGUAGGAACUCUGUACUGGAGAAUAUCACUGUGGAUGCUCCAAGAAUCAGCAGCGCUAAAUCUGGGAACUCGGAGAGGUAUACUCGUAUCAGGAAUGACUCAUGUGUGGAUUCAAAAGUCUUAAUAGCCCAUGAGCCUAGGGCUACAGCAAUAUCCUCUGCGCCGCUUGUAUCUUCCAAUUGCGAAGCAAUGUAUGGAGAUGCUCCGAAAGUUUCUCUAUCUUCUUCCUCGAACUCAAAGAGGUCAAAUCUUGUUGCUAGUGAUACAAUGACAGCUUCACUUUUGUCAAAACCGAGACUAUCUUCAAGUGGUCCUGAGCAUCAUCCUUCUAGUAUGUGUGGGCAUUCAUUGCCAAAUGUGAGAGAUGUGAAAGUUGAGAAUGGUGAAGUCUUUCCUGUUACUUCUAAUCAAUCUGGAAGUAUGUCUUCAAAUUCUAUGAGUGGAUUGAGAUCAUCAAUGAGGAAGGUUGUUGACCAUCUCAGAGGUCCUAAAUUCGGAAGAUACAGUAAUAAGGGCAUUUUCCCUUAUGAUCUAUUUGUAAAGUUAUAUUCUCACAAGGUGGAUUUGCAACCUAGCGGACUCAUCAAUUGCGGGAACAGCUGCUAUGCUAAUGCUGUCCUUCAGUGCUUGUCAUUUACACCUCCUCUGACGGCUUAUUUUGCCCAAGGACACCACUCUAAAGGCUGUGCAAGAAAGGAAUGGUGUUUCACUUGUGAGCUUGAAAAUCUGGUUUUGAAGACAAAGGAAGGGAGAAGUCCACUCUCUCCCAUUUCUAUACUUUCACAACUACAGAAUAUUGGAAGCAACCUAGGUAAUGGGAGAGAAGAAGAUGCACAUGAAUUUUUGAGGUAUGCUAUUGAUGCUAUGCAAUCUGUUUGCUUGAAAGAAGCUGGAAUUAAAGCAGUCGGCUCAACCGAAGAAGAAACUACCCUUAUUGGACUGACAUUCGGGGGCUAUCUAAGGUCAAAGAUAAAAUGCAUGAAGUGCCACUACAAAUCAGAACGGCAAGAAAGAAUGAUGGACCUCACUGUUGAAAUAGAAGGGGACAUAAGCAAACUAGAAGAUGCGCUCAGGCGUUUUACUAGCACUGAGAUUCUAGACGGGGAAAACAAGUACCAGUGUGGCAGAUGCAAAUCUUAUGAGAAAGCCAAGAAGAAGUUGACAAUAUUGAAGGCUCCUAAUAUUCUUACAAUUGCUUUGAAGAGAUUCCAGUCUGGUAAAUUUGGAAAGCUCAAUAAAUCGAUUCGGUUCCCUGAGAUCCUGGACUUGUCACCAUAUAUGAGUGGUACAAGCGAUAAAUCGCCAGUUUACAGGCUCUACGCAGUGAUUGUUCACUUGGACAUAAUGAAUGCUUCAUUUUCUGGUCACUAUGUGUGCUAUGUUAAAAAUAGCCAGAAUAGGUGGUACAAGAUUGACGACAGUGCGGUAACAACGGUUGAACUGGAAAGGGUCUUGACCAAAGGUGCAUACAUGCUUCUUUAUGCAAGAUGCUCUCCCCAGGCUCCACCGGGGUUGAUAAAGAAUGGAACAGUACUGUCUCCUGAUGUGAAGAAUAAUAAAGGCAGCAGUGCUUCCAAAAUCCACUCGAAGGUGGGACUAAUAAGUUCGAGAUCAAGUGGUGGUCAUGAGUCACUACAACACCAGCCCAAUUCAGUAGUGUCUGAUCCGGAUCAUGAAGCAGCAAGUGUGGAAUCUUUCUAUUUGAAGUUCCACCGGUUGCAGAGGAUCUUGGAAGAGGACUCCUCAUCGAGCGACAACUACUCUUUCACCAGCAGCAGCAAUUCUGAUGAAGGCUCAUGCAGCAGUGAUAGCACCCGGGAUUCCACAAGUGCCGAUGAUCUCUCCGAUUACAUUUUUGGUGGUUGGAACAGCAGCACUUGGAGGAAAGCAGCAGCAGAUUUUGACACCACCACAACCUCCUCAUCUUCAUCAUCAUCUUCGUCUCCGUUGUACUCGAGACAUUCACCCCUUUCGAACAUGGAACGAGAUACUUCAGCAGCAAGGUUUGCAGAUACAUCUGGAAGUCAUGAUCGGUUUUACCACGCUGAUACGGUUGAGCAUAAUAAUCACCGUAGUAGGAAAUUAGGUAGUAGUAGUUGUAGAGAAGCUGACUCGGAGAGAUUAGUAGGAUGGGUUAGUAACAAGUUGUCGUCAUUGUCUUCCAAUGAUGUAAAAUCUGGUGUACACAUUAGGAGAUCAGUGAGCGAAAGAACAGAUUAA